Gryllus bimaculatus (two-spotted cricket) is the source of this 2271-nucleotide messenger RNA. The record is from the annotation of a GenBank genome assembly. Lineage: Eukaryota; Metazoa; Arthropoda; Insecta; Orthoptera; Gryllidae.
AUGAUCUCAACGGCUGCUUUGUUUAUUGUUAGUUCGAGUUUGUUUUUGACGUGCUUAGGUGAAGAUAUCGGCGAUCCUAUAGGAUGUUUUCAAGAUAAUGCUGGAGCCUCUGACUUGGAGAAUGAAAUGCCGCAUGCAAGUUAUACAGUCGAAAUGUGUGUACAAGCGUGUCGGAAUCAUUAUUAUAAGUUAGCUCUCAUAUCGGAUGCGUCCCAGUGUUUUUGCAGCAGUGAGAAUAUGCAUUAUGCGGAUGGAAUCUGCAACAAAACAUGCUUUGGAAAUUCAUCACAAGUCUGUGGAGGAGAGAAUUCCUACAGCGUUUAUGACACUGGGCAGAGAACACCUGGCCCUCCACAAAAUCUCACUCUAUUAAAUGUAACAGAAAAGAGUCUCCAUAUUCAGUGGUCCACACCUGCAGUUACCAAUGGUCCCUUAUCAAAUUACUUAAUUAUAGCUGAACCAGUAUCAACUUACGUCAGUUCAACUAGUCUUGGUCUUCAGACCUGGCAGUAUCCUAGCUCAACUAAUAAGACUGAACUUUUGAAUCUUCAUCCUGGUACAUUGUACAAUGUGUCCGUGGCAGCUGCUCAUUCUGAUGGGAUUGCAGGAGCUUAUAUUUCUGACAAAUUCUGGACUGAAAUUGGUGAGCCAUCUCCACCUCCAACACCAGAAAUAUUACAAAGCUCAAAAGGUGAAAUGGUAGUUAAACUUCUACCAGCCAUGAAUGACCAAGGACCCAUAAGUUUUUAUCAUGUAGUUGUCAUAUUUGGUGAAGAUGAUAUAAUUCCAUUAAAACCAGAAUUUCUUAAAAAUUAUAAUGAAUCAAGAGAGAAAGAUUUGCCUUUCUACAUUGCUGCUGAACUGACUCCUGAUAAACUGAAACCUGGAAAUGAGAAUAGAUUCACAGUUGGAGAUGGUAAAGUCUAUGGGAAGUAUUAUAAUCCUCCUUUACCUGUAGAUGCACAUGUACAUGUCAGUUUAGGAGUUGUGAGCUCAUUGAACGGAGUGACUAAAGCAAAUUAUGCUAAAACUAGUCACGAGCAGGAUGGAAUUGUGAUAUUGAAUGUUGGAAACAAUAUGGUGGUUGAAAAUGUUAAUUCUGGACUUGAAGUUGGACUCUCAGCAGCUGUUGGCGUAUUUGGAACUUUGCUAGUUUUAUCAAUAGUAGUUUUUUUUAUUUUGAGGAAACGAGUUGCACGGCAAGCCCGAAGAACAGCUGAACAUCAAGAACUUUCUUUAGAAGGACCGAUUUUUGAAGUGGAAUCCUCAGGGUAUAUACAUAAUGCAUAUGUUCCCGAAGAAAUUGAAGAAAGAGUUGAUCAUUACAAAACGCUGAAGGAAAAAGUAUGGAAUAUACCCCGAAAUUUUCUUGAUAUUCAAAAUCACAUUUUGGGUAUAGGGCGCUACGGCAAUGUAAUGAGAGGCACUGUGCAACAGAGAGGCUUCCCUGUGCCAGUAGCUGUUCAUGUCAUUCCUGAUGGCGAGAUGAUUCCUGCUGAAAAACAUUCAAUGCUUCAGGAUUUGGGCGUGUUGAUCCGCAGUGCUGGUGGCGAUACUCCCAAUGUCAUUCAACUGGUAGGCAUAUGUGAAAGCCCUGAAACCCUUUACGUAAUGGUUGAACACCAUCCUGCUUCAUUGAAAGAUUUAUUACUUGAAAGUCGCAGUCUCAAUCAUACACCAUCUGGUGAGGAUUCAGAAAUACACAAAGUGUGUUCUCUUCCUGAGAGGCAGCUCCUGGAAACUGCGGCUGGUAUUGCACGUGCCAUGGAUUAUCUCUCACGACAGAAGAUAAUUCACAAACAAAUUGCAGCUAGAAAUGUUCUAAUGGCACAUGGUGUUGUGCCUAAAUUAACUGCAUUUGGGAUUGCCCAGUUCAGCAGAGGGAAUGAAAUUCCUGAUUACACCCGAUGGACAGCCCAAGAGAUAUUUCGAAGUGGUCGGUAUGUCAGCAAGAGCGAUGUAUGGUCAUUUGGUUGUCUUCUUUGGGAAAUCAGUGCAUUAGGUGGAACACCAUAUUCUGAUGUGAAUACCAUUGAAGUGGGUCCACGUGUAAUGAGAGGUUUACGCUUACCCCAGCUGCGAUUGGUUAGUGAUGAUUUGUAUCAAUUGAUGCUACAAUGCUGGCAAGUCGAUUUGGAUGAACGACCCUCUUUCCACGAGUGUGCAUGCGUAUUGGAAAACCUCUUAGAUGACAGUGUCGUUCAUCUUAACUUAUCCAUGUAUAUGGGAUUUCAUUAUGAACAAUACAUUCCAGAUAUGGAGAGACAGUAG